Eruca vesicaria subsp. sativa (arugula) is the source of this 867-nucleotide messenger RNA. The record is from the annotation of a GenBank genome assembly. Lineage: Eukaryota; Viridiplantae; Streptophyta; Magnoliopsida; Brassicales; Brassicaceae.
AUGGCAGGUGGCUACGAUCGGAACCCAUUCGACGAAGGAGACGAAGUCAAUCCUUUUGCUAAUCCCGGAAGUGUACCCGCUUCCAGACUUUCGCCGUUGCCUCCAGAGCCUGCUGGUUUUGGUUAUGGUCGCAGUGUUGACGUUCCUCUUGACAGACCAGGGUCUGCUACACAGGAUCUGAAGAAGAAAGAGAAGGAGCUCCAAGCCAAAGAAGCUGAGCUUAAACGAAGGGAGCAGGAUCUCAAACGGAAAGAGGAUGCUGCUGCACGAGCUGGAAUUGUUAUUGAGGUGAAAAACUGGCCGCCCUUGUUCCCUCUUAUCCACCAUGACAUUGCAAAUGAAAUUCCCAUUCGUCUCCAAAAGCUACAGUAUAUUGCAUUUGCUACAUAUUUGGGGUUGGUUGUUGCACUUUUCUGGAACAUCAUCGCCGUUACUACAGCUUGGAUUAAAGGAGAAGGAGUAACGAUUUGGCUUCUUGCUCUUAUUUACUUCAUAUCCGGUGUCCCAGGAGGCUAUGUGUUAUGGUAUCGUCCUCUCUACCGUGCAUUCAGAAAUGAUAGCGCAUUGAGCUUUGGAUGGUUUUUCUUGUUCUACAUGCUCCACAUACUUUUCUGCGUCUUUGCUGCAGUUGCUCCUCCUAUUGUCUUCAAAGGAAAGUCACUUGCGGGCAUAUUACCUGCGUUAGAUAUGUUGAGCAGUCAGGCAUUGGUCGGAAUCUUCUACUUCAUCGGGUUUGCGUUUUUCUGCCUUGAAUCAGUGGUCAGCAUCUGGGUUAUUCAGCAAGUAUACAUGUACUUCCGAGGAAGCGGGAAAGCAGAUGAGAUGAAAAGAGAUGCUGCAAGAGGAGCCAUGAGAGCUGCCAUAUGA